UCACAUGACCGUAUGGUUCCCGUGUAGCGUAUGAAUGAAUGAACAGCAUAAACACACAAGGACUUGACACGAGUGGUCGGUUGACAAAUUGUGUACAGGAAUCACUAUGGAUUUUAGGAAAAUAGCAGAGGGGGUUGCAGACAGGCUACAGAAAUAUUACAAAACGGCAGAAGGCUGGACAUCCGCAAAGAAAUCGAAAAAUUUUGAAAUUUCCUACAGACAAUCAGAAGAAUUUUCUGGGCACUUAUAUAAAGGUGAGGCUAUUUACAACUGUCCUCCUAAAACUGUAUUUGACUAUGUGGAACCCUUACCAGAUGGUCCCAGGGCAAAAUGGGACACGAACAUGAAGAAGAUCGAAAUCCUAAAGUGGAUUGAAACACCUGAUUUAAGAAUCAAUCGUGCCUGUACAGCCAGCGCCAUGCUUGGUCUGAUCUCACCUCGCGACUUUGUGGACCUCAUUCUAGUGCGAGAAACCGACGAAUGCUUUUCUACCAAUGCUAUCAGUAUUGAAUAUCCUGAAUGUCCAGAGGUCAAAGAUCAUGUGCGGGGUUGGAACUGGUCAUGUGGCAUGAUCUGUGUCAAAUACCCAGACGAUCCAAACAAGUGUAAAUUAGUCAGCUUAAUUCAGCCAGAUAUUAAGGGGAUGCUCCCCAAAAACGUGGUGGAAUCUGCCAUUCCUGGCUCCAUGGUGGAAUUCUUCACUAAACUGGAGGAAGCACUGAAAAAGGACGGCAAGAUAUCGAGCUGAAGGACUAGGACUAGGGUCAGAGAGGGGUCGGGGGAGGGGACCGUGACAUGUUGUGUAUAUUUGUGUUGUUGCCCGGCCAUCUGGGGCCGUGUUGAGGUAAUACGUAGUACCUUCUGUUCCGGAGUCAAAAGCGCUAUCAUUAUGAACAAAGUUCUUCAUCAACAACGCUUUAAUUAUGUUGAAUAUGUUCAUGAUAUGAUAGCACCUCGCCCAUUACAUUUUCGAUCCAUAUCUUGAAUUUAUUUGUUUUUAAUGUAUAUCUAAUGAUAUCUUAAGCCAGAUGUCAUACCUUUGAAAUCGUAAAUACAAUUUUUAUAGUGCUAAUUGUUAGAUUUAGUAUAAAAAGACAUAUAACAUUUCUAUGAGGCGUGGUCUUUCACUCUAGUAAUGAACUUUUAUUUUUGGCCCUAACAUGGAACACUGGAAAAGCAAGAUAUUGUCUAAUCUUUUAAUUUUUUGAUGUUCUUGUUUCCGAAUAUUAAAAUUACCGAGAAAAAGCUCUUUGGGAUUUAAAAAAAAAACACACAAAAGAAAUCAAAGUCUUAUAUUCAUGUAAACAAAGGUCUUAUAUAUAUUCCUUGUCGUCUGAUGCUUCAUCCACCGCAGUUUGAAGUUAAAUGAUUAUUUUAUGUAUUGUCAUAAAAAGUGUAAGUCGUGAGGUGAAGAGGACUUAAAUUGUGAACAUUUUUCGUAUUUUACAAAUUAAAAGAAUUUUUAAGUAUUUAUUGUACACAGGUUAUUUAUUUUGAAUAUACAAUGUAUGUAAAACAAAUAAAUAUAAAUGUAUGUUUA
Messenger RNA from Magallana angulata, 1540 nucleotides. Its product is annotated as stAR-related lipid transfer protein 5-like. Bases 107 to 748 code for a protein of 213 amino acids. The record is from RefSeq and is a predicted model, not a curated record. The transcript has 6 exons. NCBI's taxonomy places the organism in Eukaryota, Metazoa, Mollusca, Bivalvia, Ostreida, Ostreidae. Gene Ontology annotation, molecular function: lipid binding.